This is a messenger RNA of Chilo suppressalis (striped riceborer), 1821 nucleotides long. The record is from the annotation of a GenBank genome assembly. Lineage: Eukaryota; Metazoa; Arthropoda; Insecta; Lepidoptera; Crambidae.
AUGGUCGGCUGGUACUGCCUUAUGGUUAUAAUGACUAUGAUCAGUACUGGGGUUCUGUCGCCGGCGCCUCAGAAAACUGAAAUCAAGGAGACUUACGAUCGGCACUACUGGUACGCUCAGGCACAAGAAACUUUGCAGAAGAGACUCCAGUACGCGGCCGACAAAAACCCCGUAGCGAAGAACAUCAUUCUUGUUGUUGGAGACGGGAUGAGUUUGACAACUGCGACAGCCGCAAGAAUCCUAAGGGGACAAAGAAGAGGUCAGACAGGAGAGGACACUGACCUAGCAUGGGACACAUUUCCCGCAGUGGCACUGGCUAAGACUUACAACAUAGACGCGCAGACAGGUGAAUCGUCUGCUUGCGCCACCGCAUUACUCUGUGGGGUGAAGGCGCGGUAUGAAACAUUGGGGCUGGAUGCUGGGGCCCGAUUCAACAUCUGCGCUACCACUAUUAACUCCAAAGUGACAUCCCUUAUCGACUGGGUACACGAUGCUGGCAAGUCCAGUGGCAUCGUGACUACAGCCAGGAUUACUCACGCCACGCCAGCAGCUUUAUACGCACACGCUCCCUCAAGGUACUGGGAGGAUGACAGCCGCGUACCGCCGACCGUCAGGAAAGAUUGCAAGGAUAUAGCCUAUCAACUAGUCGAGAAUGAACCGGGAAGGAGUAUUAAUGUCAUAAUGGGUGGUGGCAGACGUCACUUUCUACCGACGGUUACUCCAGAUCCGGAGCAUCCCAAUCGUGAAGGAAGGAGACUGGAUGGAAGAAAUUUAGCCGAAGAUUGGGCAAGGGAAAAGAAGAGGCGGCGAUUGAGAGCUCAAUAUAUUCACUCCAGAGAGCAACUGGCCAAGUUAGAUCCAAGAACAGUUGAUUAUUUGUUAGGUUUAUUCGAAUACUCCCAUAUGGACUUCAACGCGGAGCGAGGAGCUGCAGCGGAUGCAGAAGACGGCGCCGCAGCAGGCAGCACAGUCAAGGCCGAUGAUCCAUCAUUGGCUGACAUGACUCGCGCAGCGCUUUCUAUACUAAUGAAGAACGACAAAGGAUUUUUCUUACUUAUCGAAGGGGGUCGAAUAGACCACGCACACCAUUACAACAAUCCGUAUCGAGCACUGGAUGAGACACUUGAACUGGAGACAGCCCUUUUGGCUGCGCUGGAGAGGGUCAACCCAGCGGAAACCCUGAUCGUUGUUACAGCGGAUCAUGGCCAUGUCAUGACGUUCGGUGGACAGGCCACACCGAGAGGACACCCAGUUUUAGGUGCGGACACAGUAGUGUCUGAUAUCGACGGACUCCGCUACACGACCCUGCUUUACGGAACGGGCCCUGGGCACUCGGAGCCGAGAGCGCUGCCUCUCAACACUACCGCUUCAGCGCCGGCAAACGUGGACGCGGUACACGCGGCAGCAGUGCCGAGACAAUGGGCCACUCAUGGCGGUGAAGACGUGCCCAUAUACGCUUUAGGACCGAUGGCAACGAUUUUAUUUGCGGGAGUAGUUGAACAGAGCUAUAUUCCUCACGCCAUCGCCUACGCUGCUUGCCUUGCUCAUCAUUCACGCCGGUGUCAAGAGAAAGUCAACUUUACCCAACCCCCUGUAAAACCUCCCAGUUGCGUGCCACCUGAAGUAAGCAGCGUAUCAGCCCCAGACGAAUCAAGAAAUGAUGGCGGGACUGGCCGUAGAGUUGUGGUCGCGUCUAGCGUUAUGGCUGAUGAGCGAACGCCUAGAUCACACGCUCCCGUUCAGCUUAUCACCCACAGCUCCCUUAUCUUUAGAAUUUUCAACACGAUACUGCACUUUAUUAUAUGGAUUGUUAUCAAGUGA